Messenger RNA from Malania oleifera, 3023 nucleotides. RefSeq names its product DNA replication licensing factor MCM3 homolog 2. Gene Ontology annotation, molecular function: ATP binding; single-stranded DNA binding; ATP hydrolysis activity. The record is from RefSeq and is a predicted model, not a curated record. Gene Ontology annotation, cellular component: MCM complex; nucleus. Lineage: Eukaryota; Viridiplantae; Streptophyta; Magnoliopsida; Santalales; Ximeniaceae. Gene Ontology annotation, biological process: DNA replication; double-strand break repair via break-induced replication; mitotic DNA replication initiation. Bases 175 to 2514 code for a protein of 779 amino acids. The transcript has 17 exons.
CCGCCAAAACGGGGGAACCUCGUCUUGUUCCCGCCAAUACUCAGAUCGUAAAGUGCUCCUCUCUCCUCUCCUCUCUCUCUCUCUCUCUCUCUCUCUCACUAUCUCUCCUUCUGUAACUCUUUCUUCCUCUCUCAUUGCGACGCUUCUCUCUCCAACAGAAACACACACGAAGAAAUGGAUAUCAGCGAAGAAGUCAGAGCAGCUCACAAGCGAGAGUUCUUGCAGUUCCUAGAUCAAGAUGUCGGCAAGGGUUUCUACGUCGACGAAAUCAAGACCAUGAUCCACCACAGGCGGCGGCGCCGCCUCAUCGUCAACAUCUCCGAUCUCCUUGAUUAUAAGUCCGACUUGGCUCGGAGAAUCCUCAAGAGUCCUGGUGAGUACAUGCAACCCUUCUCUGAUGCGGUGACGGAGGUCACUCGCAACCUCGACCCUAAGUACUUGAAAGAAGGGGAACAAGUUCUGGUGGGCUUUGAAGGCCCCUUUGUCUCGCGCCGCGUCACGCCCAGGGACCUUCUCUCGGAAUUCAUUGGCUCCAUGGUCUGCGUUGAGGGCAUCGUCACCAAAUGUUCCCUUGUGAGGCCAAAGGUUGUUAAAAGUGUGCACUUCUGCCCUACAACUGGGUCUUUCACUACCCGUGAAUAUAGAGAUAUUACAUCAAAUAUGGGUUUACCCACAGGAUCUGUAUAUCCUACAAGGGAUGAAAAUGGCAAUAUUUUGGUGACUGAGUUCGGGUUAUGCAAAUACAAAGACCAUCAAACCUUAUCAAUGCAGGAAGUGCCUGAGAAUUCUGCUCCUGGUCAGCUUCCACGAACUGUGGAUGUCAUAGUUGAGGAUGACCUGGUGGAUUCAUGCAAGCCUGGAGAUCGUGUGGCAAUUGUGGGGAUAUAUAAAGCCCUUCCUGGAAAAAGCAAGGGCAGUGUAAAUGGAGUAUUCAGGACUGUCCUCGUAGCUAACAAUAUUUCUCUUCUCAACAAGGAUGCAAAUGCACCGAUAUAUACUCCCGAAGAUGUAAGCAACAUAAAAAAGAUAUCUGAGAGAGAUGACAUCUUUGACCUGCUUGGUAAUUCACUUGCACCAUCUAUAUAUGGUCACUCUUGGAUAAAGAAAGCAGUGAUUUUGUUGAUGCUCGGUGGAAUGGAAAAGAACUUAAAGAAUGGAACCCAUUUGCGAGGAGACAUAAACAUGAUGAUGGUCGGGGAUCCUUCUGUUGCCAAAUCUCAGCUGUUAAGAGCAAUAAUGAAUAUUGCUCCUUUGGCCAUAUCAACCACUGGUCGGGGUUCUUCUGGUGUUGGUUUGACAGCUGCAGUUACUUCUGAUCAAGAAACAGGAGAAAGAAGGCUAGAAGCUGGUGCAAUGGUUCUUGCAGACCGAGGUGUUGUUUGCAUUGAUGAGUUUGACAAGAUGAAUGAUCAAGAUCGUGUUGCCAUACAUGAAGUUAUGGAGCAGCAGACUGUAACUAUUGCCAAAGCUGGUAUCCAUGCUUCUCUAAAUGCUCGAUGUAGUGUGGUGGCGGCUGCAAACCCAAUAUAUGGAACUUAUGACCGCUCGUUGACACCUACAAAGAAUAUUGGACUUCCGGACUCCUUGCUUUCUCGUUUUGAUUUGCUUUUUAUUGUAUUGGAUCAAAUGGAUCCUGAUAUAGAUCGUCUAGUCUCAGAGCAUGUCUUACGUAUGCAUCGAUAUCAUUCUGCAGUAGAUGGAGAUGGGAUGGCAAUUGAUGGGAGUUCAAGAUACGGACAAGAAGAUGAUUCUGAGACAGGUUCAUCUGUCUUUGUCAAGUAUAAUCGGAUGCUACAUGGGAAGAAAACCGAAAGGGGUCGAAAGCGUGAUACACUCACCAUCAAGUUUCUUAAGAAGUAUAUUCAUUAUGCGAAGCACAGGAUCCAGCCUGAGCUGACUGAUGAGGCAUCGGAACACAUUGCAGCUACAUAUGCAGACCUACGAAAUGCCAGUUCAAAUGCUAAGACUGGGGGAGGGACACUUCCAAUUACUGCCAGAACCUUAGAAACAAUCAUACGGCUGUCUACUGCUCAUGCCAAGCUGAAGUUGAGCAGAAAGGUUACUAAAUCAGAUGUUGAAGCUGCUCUUAAAGUUCUUAAUUUUGCCAUUUAUCAUAAAGAGUUGACUGACAUGGAGGAGCGAGAGCAAGAAAGGGAGAGAGAAUUUGAGAGAAAUCACAGAGCUGAUCGCCAAUCUGGCGGUAGAACUGGAAAUGGUUUUAGUGCUCAUAGAGGAGGUGCAACAAGGGAUGCCAUGGAAGUAGACAAUCCUCCCAUUGAGCAAUCUGGUGCCACUAUUUCCCAGGAGAGAAUCGAAGCAUUUAAUUCUGCAUUUGGUCAGCAUAUGUCCACAAACCACUUGGAGAGCAUAUCUAUUGCUGAUAUUGAAGAGGUUGUUAACAUUGGAGCAACUGUACGUUACUCACGGACAGAGAUAGUAUCCCUGUUAAAGAGACUAGAAGAUGCUAACAGCUUGAUGCUAGACAAUGAAACAGUGUACAUGAUCUCUGGUUGAAGGAAGAGUAUGCAGCGGGAGCAUUAUAUGCUGAAUCUGCUCAGAAGUUACCUUUCAACGGGGUAUUUAGCAUAUAACUUUUUCUGAUCUGCUGUGCUUCUGGAUCGGCCUAUUAGAGGUGCCUUGCUCAAAAGAUGAAUGAAGCUAAAAAGACAGAAUGGAGGACCGUUCUAAAUCAACUAUCAUUUAUUUUGGUAGGGCAGUGGAGUGUGUAGAUAUAUGUAUUUUUGCAUAGCAUGUGUCAAGUGUUCAAUUUUUAUCAGGAGCAAUGCAAGUUUUGCAGGAAUUAAUCAAGUUUUCCAGAUUCAACAACCCUCGGAACUUGUUUAUAUAUAGCAUUAAAUUUCGACCAGCUUGAAAUUGGAAUUUGAAAAGUGGGUGAGCUUAUGUUGGUUUAUGGUCAAAAUUUUGACAGUGUUGACUGUUGUAUCAUCACGUCAAUUGGCAUUAACAUGACUAAAUUGACUUUUGCAAAGUCGGUGGGCUUUGAGUAAACUAAUUUUCCAUUA